Molecule: messenger RNA, 3166 nt
Organism: Plectropomus leopardus (leopard coralgrouper)
Lineage: Eukaryota; Metazoa; Chordata; Actinopteri; Perciformes; Serranidae
Gene: il12rb2
Product: interleukin 12 receptor, beta 2a
Molecular function (GO): protein binding
Source: RefSeq, a predicted model, not a curated record
CUGCACGGAGUCUCCGCCGUCAGCUCACCGCAGUCCGGAUCCUUCGCUCUCAUUAAAGAUGUUUGGAGGACCUGAUGAUGAGAUUCAAAAGCCUCAGAAGACAAGAAAAGUUCACAUGAUGCUCGGAUGCGAUGUGUUGGUUAGUUAGCACUUCCUGUGGCGAUGUGAGAGACAUAAAGAAGAAAGUUACUGAUGACUCAUGGCGACAAUGUCCCAAACAUGGUCCUUCUUCACUGUUGUCACGGUGUUGGCUGUGCAGCUUUGCAUUGGGCAGAAAUCCUGUACCACCUGGUCCAGUGCUGGAUCUAUGGUGCAGCGAGGCUCCAGUUUUAAAGUGUACUGCACCUUCAACUGUAAGUGCAAGGGAUCCAUGUACAGCGGCCAUCCGCCCACACAACAGAGCCACAGUGUGAGCAAUUCUACAACUAUAUACUUUAAUGUGGUGAACAUAACCAAGAACAGGACAUUCAGCUGUCAGUGCAAAUGUCCCCGUGCUACGGACCCCUGUGGACUGGACAUUUCCACUGGAUAUCUUCCCGAGCGCCCCAAAAUUAUUUCCUGCAUCUACAAGGUCAAAUAUAAAGAAGGGGGAGACGUGUUCUGCACCUGGAACGCAGGACGAGAUACUUUACUGAAGAACAGUUCGGUGUUGUGGGUGAGAAAUGCAUCUAGAAACCACACAGAUGAACCAGUGCCAUACAAAGGCUCCAGUAAGGGAACUGAUUCACACUCUGCCAGUUUCACUGUGUCUGGCUCCAUCCAGCUGAUCUCUGUGUGGGUCCAAACCCAAAACGCACUGGGCUCUGCAGUGUCCGUCACCAUCAACUACACACUCAGUGACAUCGCGAUGCCGUCAGCUCCUGUUCUUAGCCAGCUGAAGUGCUCUUCCCGAGUGUGCAUCGUAACAGUGGAACAACCUGCUGGGACUCAGUACCUGGAGAUCCAACAUGGAGCAGGGGCACAGACGUGGACAUCUUCAUACUCAGGUUUGCAGAUGAGUGCUGUGCAGGUUGGGUCCUUUCUGGAGCCCUACAGGUUGUACCAUUUCACAGCCAGAUCCAAAUUCAGCACCGGCCUGUGGAGCGAGUGGAGUGCGAGUGUUUCCAGCUGGACUCAAGAAGAAGCUCCGGCCAAAGAGUUGGAUAUGUGGUAUGCUGAACCAGCCUCUGACUUUAACUCCCUGAGAGUUUAUUGGAAGGAGCCGAACAUUUCCAUCUCCAGGGGGAAAAUCACAGAGUACAAAGUCAGCGUUUACAGCCAAAACUCUGGGCUGAUCAGCUUUAAUAACACAAGUGCUGAUACGAGGAAUUAUUCGGUCCCGUUCUGUGUCGACUGUGAAGUGACAGUGUGGGCUUGUAACUCCAAAGGACCGUCACCUCCUGCCAGAAUUUCAGUCCAUCAUACAAAAGUGAAAGUGAGGCAGCUGCAGCCUCCUCAGGAUGUGCGAGUAACUGCAGACAAGCAAAGUGUCACCAUCUCCUGGAGGAAACACGACACUGCACCACCUGACUCGGAGUACGUGGUGGAGUGGUUCCCAGAGGGCCACAAGCUGGAGGAGCUCAGAUGGGUCCGACUGGGCAGGAACGACAACCACACUGUUGUUACAGAUAUUAAGCCUUUUGAGUGCUACGAGGGAGCUGUGCAUGUUUUCUAUAAUGGGAGCUCAGUGAGUAGGACCAGAUUUACAGGUGUCGCCACUCUGACAUCAGUGCCAGCAGUUGUUCCGUCAGUCCAGGAGAUGGUUGAAGGAAACAAAGUGAAAGUGACUUGGAAAGAGAUUCCCAGGGGUCAGCGUGGGGGCUGCGUCACCAAGUAUACCAUCUAUUUAGACGACGACAGUGAACACCAGCAGACUUACUCUAUACCAGCAUCAGAGAGGAUGCACAUCAUCAAAGACCUGCCUCCAGCUGUCUACAGCCUGUGGAUGACUGCUUCAACUGCUGCAGGAGAAGGCGCUGCAAGUCCAAAUGUCAAGUUUUUCAUCCAGCAGGAGACCCAGCUAUCCCCACUAAUAGUGUCUGCAGUGGCUGCCCCGAUUGCGAUAAUUCUGGUGUGUCUGUACCACUGUUCAGCAGUAAAGGAGAGGUUUUGGGUGUAUUUCCAGUGCCUCAUGCUCGAUAAUGUGCCAGAUCCUGCAAACAGCAAGUGGGCUAAAGAGUGCAUUCAGGAGAAGGGCAAGAUGAACUUCCAGGUGCAGCCGAGCAACUCCACUGUAACAGAGGAGGAAGAAGAGCCCAUCCUGGCAGAUGUGGAGGAGGUGCCCCAGCAGAACAGCGACAUUUCCACACCUACCGACGUCUCUUCGCAGCUCCAGUCUAGAACCACCUUAAGCUCCGGGACGGAGCCAGCCACACUGCUCUACCCUCUGACCACGUACAUCAAGAGCUUCUCCCACGACUCCGACAGCUCCGGCCACACGCAAACCUCUCUGGACACCAACACAACCGUUGACUACAUGUCUUCACACGAGCCAGGAAAUGUGGACGAGGAAUAUCAGGAGGAUGAUGAGUUUGAAGAGAUGCUGGGUUUCUUCCCCAGUCACAACAUCUUCAUCCAGCCGCUGGAGUUUGAAGGGAAAUUGACUUUGAAUGCGGUCAAAAUUGACUGCAGUAACUUCCUUCAGGACAGUUAGUGUUCACCUGAAACCAGAACUCUUUGGUGAGAUGAGGUUUGAGUGAAAACAGGACAGGUGACUUGAGAUGGUGAAUGGACUCUUGUUUUCUGCUUUUGUGUCUUUUUUGGCAUCUUGCUGAGAUGUGCAUGAACUACCUCCUUGCUCACUGAAAUCAGAACUAUAACAAAAAGCUGUCUCGCUGAAGUCUUCCAGAGCUGUUGGGCAGUAAAAAAAAAUACUUUUUAAAAAAAAAAUUGAUGCAUUAAAAUUGUUUUCUCUUCAGAGCAGCAUCAAACACACUAAUAUCAUGACCAAAACUAAACCGCUACCGCUACGAUUGUAUGAAUCCGCGCUCCAGUAAAGUUGCACUUACAGUUAACAACCAUUUUUCAAGAUGAUGACCGAAGGUUCUUGAGUUGUGGCCAAAAACAUGUUGAAUGAGGUCGCCGUGACCUUAGCCCUAAACCACCAGAUUCUCAUCGUUUAUUCUUGAGUCCAAGAGGACGUUUGUGCCAAAUUGGAGGAAACUCCCUUCAAGGCCACCUUUAAAUA